AUGAACGUCGGAGGCGACUUGUCGAUGCACACCAUGGCGGUUCAUGCUCCUGAUAGCUCCAAUCACUUCCAUCGCCAAACCAGCAGCAUCGGCGCGAAUUCGACGCGCCGAGGCCGUCGGCAGCGUUCGUCCACGAACGGGUCGGACUCGUCCAGCGCAACGCAGUCGUCUUGUGCCGAUGCGUAUGUCGAAGGCAUGUACGACUAUAAACCUGUGUUCCAAUUCAACCUGACCGCCAUGGUGCGCGCGCUGACCGAAAGCGUGGGCAACAACAAUCUCCGGUCGCCGCAGCCGACCCUGACCCCAUCUCCGUCCAUUAAAUCCAUGGCAUCUCCAUCCAUGAAACUCAUCACGACUCCGUCCAUGAGCUUCCACAGUGGCCGAAAGGUGCGGCUCUCCGACCAACAUCGGACCAAAGGCCAGGAGGUUGGUGGCCACAAGCGCGACAAAAAGUACACCGGCGUGAAUCGCGUCGAUAUGGCGUAG
Messenger RNA from Aphanomyces invadans, 486 nucleotides. RefSeq lists its product as hypothetical. Bases 1 to 486 code for a protein of 161 amino acids. The record is from RefSeq and is a predicted model, not a curated record. The transcript has a single exon. Lineage: Eukaryota; Oomycota; Saprolegniomycetes; Saprolegniales; Verrucalvaceae.